AUGGCCUUCGCCAACACCGUCUACAACGCUUUCUUUCGACGAAACAGUGUCUACGUCUCCACCAUUUUCGCCGGUGCAUUUGCGUUCGGAAUUGGCUUCGACGUCGCCGUUACUACCUUCUAUGACCGCUGGAACGCUGGGAAACAAUGGCAGGACAUCCGCCAUAAGUACGUGGAACAGGAGUAA
This is a messenger RNA of Pleurotus ostreatus (oyster mushroom), 186 nucleotides long. RefSeq lists its product as uncharacterized. The coding region runs from base 1 to 186 and encodes 61 amino acids. The transcript has 4 exons. The record is from RefSeq and is a predicted model, not a curated record. Gene Ontology annotation, biological process: mitochondrial electron transport, ubiquinol to cytochrome c. Lineage: Eukaryota; Fungi; Basidiomycota; Agaricomycetes; Agaricales; Pleurotaceae.